This is a messenger RNA of Phytophthora infestans T30-4, 1580 nucleotides long. RefSeq lists its product as uncharacterized. Bases 1 to 1344 code for a protein of 447 amino acids. NCBI's taxonomy places the organism in Eukaryota, Oomycota, Peronosporomycetes, Peronosporales, Peronosporaceae. The record is from RefSeq and is a predicted model, not a curated record. The transcript has a single exon.
AUGGCGUCUCGAAGACCCCCUUGCAAUCGCUCGAAACAGCGCGCACUUUGCAGUCCCCAUCUCUAUUCAGCUCUCGUUUUGUUGCUCCUGGCAAGUAGCUCAUCAAUCUCACAAGCAGACGUGACCGCGCCGUACAUAUCAACUCCAUUAUCGUCGUCCAAUGACCCAGACUACUACUACCAAGUGGCAGUAGAGAGCUACGCCUCCCGAUUGCAGUAUCUGGCCGAGUACGAACUGGGAGACGACGGAACCUUCGAGAUCGCGCUAAGCAUCUUGCUCGCCAUCGCAGUUCCCAAAACCGACGAAGGACGUGACAUGCUCUACCUCCUCGUGUGCAAUGCAGACGCCGCCAAGACGUUCCUCGACCUGCCAGCCGCCAGCAACGACACGUCCGUCCCUUCCUACUGCGCCAUGCCCAAUCGCACUCUGGACUACUAUUGUCAGUCGGUCCCUCUUGACGACGAAUCCCCAGACGACUACGUGUACCAGUCCCUCAAGGUUGUGUCUGGAUCGAUGGCUGAAUUAUCGCCACCUCCGUACUCGUUGUUUAGUCGGGAGAACGCAGACGGAGACAGCAAAGCCUCCAAGUCCAGCAGCAGCAACGUCGUGUUCUUCCUAGAUUCCUGCGAGACGUUAGGCGGCCAGAACGGGAUCCUCCGCUCCUGUUUGAGUCGUCCUCCAAGGUCCAGAUCCAAUGGCCGUGGCUCCCAAGACGACACCUCGUGCUUCUACUGUCCACCUAACUACCCAACGUCGUACACGCGCGAGAUCUCUGCAGACGCAGAGCGUGAAGGAUGUAAAACGUCUCCGCCUUUGCCUCCAACAAUCCGUGGCACCGUCUCAAUGAAUCUCUGCACCGCGCAAGGGAACUGUCUAGGGAAAGCUACACGGUCCCGCUCCACUUUCUUCGGACUGACUGCGCUGGCGUGGGCUGUCACCUCGUUCGUCUGGAUCGUCCACAUCCGCUCAGCAGCACGAGACGCGGUGGUCGAGCUCCAGACCAAGAUGAAGCUCGUUCCCGUUACACAGACGCUCCACUCGAUCGCGUAUUUCGCAGACCUCUCCUCCGAGCACAAACUCGUGGGCACCGCUCGCAGUCUCGUUCACAAUAUCGCCAUUCUGGCGCAACUCGUAGCAUUCGCCGUCUUUGCCGAAGUCGUCGUGGUCAUCGCCAAAGGCUGGAAGAUCACACGCCCCGCUUUGCUCCCACGCGAAAUCCAAUGGAUCCGCGUCGUAACGUUGAGUUGGGCAGCGUCCUUCGCCGUGCUGAAGCACGCGGGGGACAAGCAGCUGGCUGUCGUGAUCGUCUGGGGCCUCUCGUGGGCCUGCGUGGUGUGUUCAUGAUCUGGUACAACUCGGCCUACAACCUCAACAUGCUCAAGUAUCAGCUCGCCAUGGUACGUCAGCUCGAUCUGGACCCCCAGCUGACGCCUGUGCACACCAAGUUCAUGCUGUUCCGUCGCUUCCGUGCCUUACUGGCAGCUUACAUUUUCUUGUCCUGUUUCUUGGGCGUCGUGGGGCUCGUGAAAGACGCAACGCACCAGUCGUCGGAAUGGACUUCUCUGCUGGGAGACGAGGGC